UUCUGGGGUAGCCACGGGUCUCCCCCCCUGCUGUAACCUGGAAUUAAGGGUUAGGGCUCAGUUAGAUAUCCUGGACUUCGCCUCCCAUGGGCCCGAACACCCUGCUGACCAUCUCGGCUUCAACCCACCCACCCUAUCCCACUCCCGCUACACGCGUGAACGGCGUCGUAGGUAGCGGCCGACCCACCAUGCCUCCUCCUCCUCCAAGACGGCCAGCGCCGGCACCAGCGGCCGGCGCCAGCACAGACAGCGGAUCCGGCGCUGGCGCCGCGCGCAAAGAAGACAACAUCUACAUCCCCGCCUACAUCAGCAAGCAGCCCUUCUACGUCAGCGGCCUCGACGACCAUGACGACUCGCUGCAGCACCAGCGCUCCCGCGCCCCGCAUGAGGACGAGAACUUCACCAUCGAGCGCGGAGGCAGGAAGACCGGCCCGGCGCGCACCAAGUGGGUCAAGGGCGCGUGCGAGAACUGCGGCGCCAUGGGCCACAAGAAGAAGGAAUGUCUCGAGCGCCCGCGCAAGGUCGGCGCCAAGUUCACGGGCAAGGACAUCCAGGCCGACCGGACCGUCCGGGACGUGAGUUUGGGGUACGAGGCGAAACGAGACAUCUGGGCGUCGUAUGACCCCAAGCAGUACCGCGAAGUGGUGGAGGAGUACAACAUGAUUGAGGACGCGCGGCGGAAGCUGCAGGGCCAGAACGGCGACAAGACCGAAGGCGAAGACGUGUACGAGGAAGGGUUCAAAUACGCCGAGGAGUCCGAGCUGGGCAAAGACAAGACGGUAAAGCAGUCGAUGAGAAUACGGGAAGACACAGCAAAGUACCUCCUGAACCUGGACUCGGACUCGGCCAAGUACAACCCCAAGAAGCGGGCGCUCGUGGACGGCGGCGCGAUAGGAGACAAAUCCGCUAAGCUGUUCGCCGAAGAGGCCUUCCUCCGCGCGUCAGGCGAGGCAGCCGAGUUUGAGAAGGCGCAACGGUACGCGUGGGAGGCGCAGGAGAGGACAGGCGACACCUCGAUGCAUCUCCAGGCGAACCCGACCGCUGGCGAGUUCCGGCGGAAGAAGGAGAGCGAGGAGCGGGAGGCGAAGCGGAGGAAACGGGCCGAGAUGCUCGCGAGUCAGUACGGCGAGCAGCCGACCGUGCCCGAGGCGCUAAGAGCGGCCAUCACCGAGUCCGAGACCUUUGUCGAGUACGACGAGGCCGGUCUCAUCAAGGGCGCGCCACGGAAGGCGGCCAAGUCGAAAUAUCCCGAAGACGUCUUCAUCAACAAUCACACUUCCGUUUGGGGAAGCUGGUGGUCCGACUUCAAGUGGGGCUAUGCGUGCUGCCAUUCGUUUGUCAAGAACAGCUAUUGCACGGGCGAGUUGGGGAAGCUGGCAGGCAAAGAAGCUGAUUCAUGGGAUAGAUGGGGAGGAGAGGACGGGAAUAAUGGCCAGGAUGACCAGAAAGGUUCAGGUGCUACAGACAGUCCAUCACAAUGAUACCCCGUAUUUUUUUGGUCCGACUACAAUAACUGGGUUCUGGAAGCUCAAAAUUCGGCCGACAGAGACAAGAAGCUCGUUAGGAGCCUCUCUCUCACCACAGUUCAUGCUCGGCAAGCGAUGGAGAGCGUAGGCGACUCGAUGGUUGGUAAUUUG
This is a messenger RNA of Thermothielavioides terrestris NRRL 8126, 1637 nucleotides long. RefSeq lists its product as uncharacterized. The record is from RefSeq and is a predicted model, not a curated record. Gene Ontology annotation, biological process: mRNA splicing, via spliceosome. Gene Ontology annotation, molecular function: pre-mRNA 3'-splice site binding; zinc ion binding. The transcript has a single exon. The coding region runs from base 189 to 1481 and encodes 430 amino acids. Lineage: Eukaryota; Fungi; Ascomycota; Sordariomycetes; Sordariales; Chaetomiaceae. Gene Ontology annotation, cellular component: spliceosomal complex.